Messenger RNA from Protopolystoma xenopodis, 243 nucleotides. The record is from the annotation of a GenBank genome assembly. Lineage: Eukaryota; Metazoa; Platyhelminthes; Monogenea; Polystomatidea; Polystomatidae.
ACUUCAUUUUCUCUUCUCUUCUACAGUCAUGUUUCUGGAAUUUACGUGCUCGAAUUGGUCAGCGGCUGUGAGGCUGCACGGGACGGGCGUCUUAUGAAGGACGACAGGAUCCUGGCCAUAAAUGGAGUGGAUUUAACCAACGGUUCUAAAGACUUAGCCGCCGACCUUAUUCAGGUUAGAGAUGGGGCGAAGAGGCAAAUGGUCGGUUGGAUGAAAGCUGUGCUCGAGAUAAGAAAUUACUGA